Molecule: messenger RNA, 3646 nt
Organism: Syngnathoides biaculeatus (alligator pipefish)
Lineage: Eukaryota; Metazoa; Chordata; Actinopteri; Syngnathiformes; Syngnathidae
Gene: hps5
Product: HPS5 biogenesis of lysosomal organelles complex 2 subunit 2
Exons: 23
Coding region: 151-3429 (1092 amino acids)
Biological process (GO): developmental pigmentation
Cellular component (GO): cytoplasm
Molecular function (GO): protein binding
Source: RefSeq, a predicted model, not a curated record
CCCAUCUUUGGGAUUCUUAAUGAGGCGUGUCGUCUUGGUCUGUAGUCGGCACGCUUUCAGGAAGUCUCGUCUUCACCAGCCGAAGGAGGCUGACGAUCUGGCCGCUCGGCUGCAGGUCCCACGGUAAUUCGUGGACGGCCGCGAGGGAAGAUGCCACCGAUAGCGGUCGUACCGGAGGUCCACAGUCAUGUCCUGGCGGAGUUCGACUGCCUCGACCCCCUCCUCUCUACGCUGCGCUUGGACUCCGGCAGGCUCAAGUGCACAAGCUUGGCCGUGUCGAGGAAGUGGCUUGCAAUAGGAACGUCCGCUGGAGGGUUGCACCUGAUUCAGAGGGAAGGCUGGAAACAAAGACUUAUCCUUACUCACAGGGAAGGAUCCAUUUCACAGGUGUCGUGCUGUCCACAUGAUGAAGAUUUUAUUGCCGUCGCAACAAGUCAGGGUCUGGUGGCGGUGUGGGAGCUGCAGCUGGAGCGCCGUGGUCGUCCCGAGAGAAUCAGCGUGUCCUGGGAGCACAGGGGCCAGAACAUCACUGCGCUCUGUUGGGACACCAACACGCUUAAGGUUUUUGUCGGAGACUCGGCGGGCAAGGUGUCUUUUCUCCGCGCAGGAUCCUCAAAGCUGGGCAAGGGAUCAGGAUUCGUGAUGUUUCCUGUUCAGACCGUCACCACUGUCGACUCCAAAGUAGUUCAGCUUGGGUACCAGGAGGGUCGGCUGCUGGUGUCUUCACUGAGUCGCUGCUACCUCUGCGAUACGGAGAGGGAGAAGUUUUGGCGUGUAGGGAACAAGGAGCGCGACGGGGAGUACGGCGCUUGUUUUUUCCCCCACAACAAGGGCCUGUUGGUGGGCCAGCCCCCGCUGCUCUACUGUGCCCGGCCUGGGUCUCGAAUAUGGGAAGCCAGUUUUAACGGGGAGGUUUUAAGCACCCAGCAGUUCAAGCAAGCGCUUACUUGCCCCCCCUUACCUCUCAUCACGUACAGAAAUGAGCCACAAUACAAUCCAGGGCAGAAGAACCCCCAAUCAAUUGCCUUCCCAAAACUACUUUAUUUUGGAGACCAGAACUUGCUCACCUGGACUGACUCAGCCAUUUAUAUCUUUACACCCCAUAAUGGCCAAGUUCUGUUAUGGACAGAGGUCAAAGACAUGCUCGACAUCGCCGUCUACCGCAACGAGCUUUUCUGCCUCCACGGCGGCGGCCGUCUGUCCCACCUCACCCUGUUGUCUGCAGAACGCUGCAUUGAACGCCUUCUUAAACGGGAGUCCUGGCAUCUGGCGGCUUCUGUCUGCUGUAUGUUCCAGCACUCCAUCAGCGCCAGUCGGGCCAGAAAGUCGAUUUCCACCGAGUGUCUGGAGCACCUUCGGUCCCAGCUCAGUUCCAGCACUCACCCCGAGUUGAUCGGCCAACUGGAUGAGGUGAUCGCCAAGCUGGAGCCCCUGGACUCGGCCUGCAGUAGCCGCAGAAGCAGCAUCUCGUCGCACGAGAGCUUCAACGUCCUGGACUGCGGUAUCUACCGGGUGAUCAGUCGCCGAGGGAGCCAGUCCGACGACGAGACGUGCUCCCUCGUGAAUCAGUCCAUGUCGGAGGAGGAGCGGCUCAAAGAGUUCACCUUCACGCAGGAAGAAGAUCAAGCGGACCACGACCCGCAGAGCGGCGAGCGUGCGGAAACCGACCGAUCUGAGCAAGGCCUGCCAUUCCACCUGCCCCUCUCAUUCCGCCCCAAACCCCCACGCAUUGCACUGCAGGCCGUCAAAGACAGUGUUUCUAGCUUUGUCAAGAAGACAACUGAGAAGAUCAAUACGUUCCAGAUGAACUCUGAACUCUGGCAGCGCCCCGACUUCAGAGAGAGCGCACAUGGCGAGAUGUCGGCCGCCUCUGCUCGGUUCCCGGAGGAACCAGAUAUUGAAACUUAUGCAGACGUGCCCAACACGGAGUCCGACCUGAUAGAGCUUCAGUCGGCCACCGAACACGCCACAUCCCAGAUCCAAGAUCCCUUGGUUUUGCUGGAUCCAGACCUCUUGCGAGAAACUCUACAAGAGUGGUUGAAAGCACUGGAGCGAGUCCUCAUGCCAGCUCCUCCCGACUCAGCUAUUAGAGGUCCUUUGGACACGUGUGAACCCAGACUAGAUGCACAGGAACCUCUUUUAAACACAUCUGCUGAGAAACCACAAGAGUCAUCACAAGAACCUGCAGAAACCUUCCCUGAGGUGGAGUGUGAGACUCAGCUGGUUGGGCCUGAAGAACCCCUGCGACUGGUUUCCCCCAAACCGCUGCCCUCAGAGCUCCUGGAACAUCUCACCCAGCUGGCCACACUUUACACUGAAUUGAGCUGCUUUAGCGAGCCGGCAGGCGCUCAGCCGCUGAGCUGCACAAUCUUCCUGCGCCGCUACUUCUUCCUGGUGGACCGAGAGCGCAUCAGGCGCAUGUGUCUCCUCUGCUGCCAGGAGCAGCAGGAGGUGCAGCGCUCCUUCGUCGAGGCCAUGAUAGGUGUAACACAGUCCAGUAAAGUGGUGGAAAUCAUUGACAAAGGAGAUUUGCAGAGAUCACUACGCUACCUGAGAGAACUGCAGCCCUGGAGUCCUCCUGUUCUCCUCGCUCACUUAUACAGGUUGUACGAGAAGCACGGUGAGGCGGCUGUACGCUGCCUUUCCCCGUUCUACCCCACCAUCACACCCGCAGAUGUGAUGCAGAUGGCUCACAAAAGUCAUUUCCUGGCCUACCUGGAUAAUCUGGUCCUGUCCCAACCUGAGGAGAGCAGGUUGUCGUUCCUGCAGUCUCUUCUUGAACCAGAGUCGCUGCGGCAGGAGUGGCUUGAGCUGGCACUUACCCACAAUGCACCUCAGUGCCACGAUACAAUGACACCCGAGGGACUGCCCAGGUGGAAUUCUCAUUGUUUCAUUUGGGGUUAUAGUCGCCUCCUGUCUCUGCUGAUCCAACUUCCCGCAGACUUUUUGUCCAAGCAGAAGAUGGCAGAAACCUGCCGCAGUCACGGCUACUGGAUGGGCUAUCUUCACCUGUGUCGUGAGCUACAGCGCCGUGCCGACGCUUUCACAGCAAUCUGUCAGUUGAAUGACAUCACCUUGCUGGAGGAACCAGACGGUGUGGAGCCCCAAAACCUGGCCGAGUGGAGACUCCUGAUCCAGUUGGCUCAGGACGGCAGCCUUUCGUCAGACGUGAACGGAGAUGCUUUGUCCAGCGGCUCCCCAGGUUCCAGCAGAAAGGUCAGCCCGGAGAACCUGACCCUACGCCUGGCGCGCGCGGCCGGGCCGGAGCGCGCCAUGGCCAUCCUGGAGGAGUGCGGGGUGCAGCCGAGUCUUUCGCCUCACUCGCAGCUGGUGUGUGAGCUGCUGAAGGUGGCUGAGAAGAGGCAGCGGGCAACCAUUCAGGGCAUGCUCGAGCGCUGCGACCGCUUCCUUUGGUCUCAACACGCGUGAGCGCGCACUUGGACUUGAGAUGAUGCCAACAAUGACAGCAAUUUACGUUAUCUUUACUGCAAAUUCCUUUUGAAACUGUGGAUUAAUUUAUUUGUUUUACCUUUCAUGAAGGUACUCACCCUUAAUACUACAAUAUGUGUGAAUUGCUCAUAUUUUGCACGGAAACUCUUAACUUGUUUGCAUUUGAAUGUACUGUUGGUGCAAUACUGAUUAAAGG